AUGGCGGUGUGGACGCGCGCCGCCAAGGCGGGGCUGCUGGAGCUGCUGCUGCGGGAGCGCUGGGUGCGGGUGGCGGCGGAGCUGAGCGGCGAGGCGCUGAGCCUCACCUCGGAGCCGCCGCCCGAGCCCGCGGGGCCGCCCAACGGGCUGCCCAACGGCGCCGAGUGGGGCGGCCCGGAGCCCCGCCCGCUCUCGCCGCCCCCGGCCGAGCCGGCGCCGCCGGGCGUGCGGCGGGUGCGGGUGGUGAAGGCCGAGGCGGGCGGGCUGGGCAUCAGCAUCAAGGGCGGGCGCGAGAACCGCAUGCCCGUGCUCAUCUCCCGCAUCUUCCCGGGGCUGGCGGCCGAGCGCUGCGGCGCCCUGCGGCUCGGGGACGCUAUCCUCUCGGUGAACGGCACCGAUCUGCGCGAGGCCACCCACGACCAGGCCGUGCAGGCGCUGAAGCGGGCCGGCCGCGAGGUGCUGCUGGAAGUGAAGUUCAUGCGGGAAGUGACUCCCUACAUUAAGAAGCCAUCGCUGGUGUCAGACCUCCCGUGGGAUGGGGCAGCUCCCCAGUCACCGAGCCUGAGUGGCAGUGAGGACUCCGGCUCACCGAAGCACUACAAUGGCACCAAAGACAGGAAGGUGAUCCCUCUGAAAAUGUGCUUCGCCGCCAGGAACUUGAGCAUGCCAGACCUGGAGAACAGGUUGAUAGAGCUGCACUCACCGGACAGCAGAAACACCCUGAUCCUGCGGUGCAAAGACACAGCGACCGCACACUCCUGGUUCACGGCAAUCCACACCAACAUCAUGGCCCUCCUCCCUCAGGUGCUGGCUGAACUCAAUGCCAUGCUAGGUGCCAGCAAUGCCACAGGAAGUAGCAAGGAGGUCAGACACAUCGCUUGGCUGGCAGAACAGUCUAGACUAGAUGGAGGAAGGCAGCAGUGGCGGCCCAUCCUCAUGGCUAUGACAGAGAAGGACUUGCUGCUCUAUGAUUGUAUGCCCUGGACAAGAGACGCAUGGGCAUCACCUUGCCACAGCUACCCUCUUGUUGCUACCAGGCUGGUUCACUCUGGCUCCGGGCGCAGAUCACCUUCUCCGGGAUCCGAGCUCACCUUUGCAACGAGGACAGGAUCUCGCCAGGGCAUUGAAAUGCACGUUUUCAGGGUGGAGACGCAUCGGGACCUCUCCUCCUGGACCAGGAUGCUAGUUCAGGGCUGCCACACUGCUGCGGAGCUGAUAAAGGAGGUGUCCGUAGGCUGCACUUUGAAUGGUCAGGAGGUGAAGCUCACAGUCCAUUAUGAAAAUGGAUUCACUCUCUCCAGGGAGGAGGCAGGCUCCAGUCGCACCCUGUUCCUCUACCCCUUUGAGAAGCUUAGAGUGUCUGCAGAUGAUGGCAUCAGGAACCUGUACUUGGAUUUUGGUGGCCCUGAGGGGGAGCUGACUCUGGACCUGCACUCCUGUCCGAAACCUAUUGUUUUUAUGUUGCACACUUUCUUGUCAGCCAAAGUCACCCGUAUGGGACUGCUUGUGUAAGAGGUGAAGGGUCCCAACAGCCCUGAACAACACAUCUACUGUCCCAGCAGCAAAAAAGCACAAAAGACCCUAGUUUGUGGUGUCCUCCUGCAGUACCAGUGCCUUGACAAAGACUGACUCAUGCCAGAACCAUGAUGGUGUGGAAGGAAGCUCCUGCUCUCCUCAAAGCCAUAGCCAGAAACUCCAGCCUCUCCACAAUCCCCUGGAAUAACUGCGCCACAUGCCUAGAAAAUACUGAGGCCAGACUGCUGCUGGUAGCUCAAUACUCAGAUCAGAGGAGAUGUGGUUCUCACAUUCUCAGUUUCCAGCCACUUCCUGGCUGCUGGCAAUUUGAGACUCUUCUUCCUGACACUCCUGGGAUUCGAUUGUCACCCUGAAGACUCAGCGUCAAGCUGAGCAUCUGGCACUCAUCUGUUGCAAGAAGAGCCAUUGGCAUGGGACUGUGAGGGGGGAGGUUAGGGUUGGAACUAGAAUCAGUCCUUAUGACGCCAUUUUUAUUGCUUACCAAAUGUGCCUUUGGUGUAAGGUGGGUUGGUGCUUUACUGGAGAUGGAGAUGAGGAGUCUGGGAGUUCAGUGCUGGUCACUCUGGAAGUGUGUUCCAUGAGUCCCCGCCCUCAGCUUGUUCCAAGCUGACCCAGCUCCCUCUGUUGCCACAAAGCCACUUUCCCAGGGAUCCUUGGUAAGGAAGAGGCCUGUCCUUCUCACUAGCCAGUGGGUUUAGAUCCCCCUUGCUGAGUGGGAUGGAUAGGGAGAUUUCAGUCACUUUUCUGACUUGCUUUGGGCACCUGGAAACAUCCUAAAUACAGAGCACUUGGUGCUUUUCACUGAUGCUUCUUAUCGAGGCCCCCGAUGGUCAAAUGUGACUGGACAGAUGCCACAUGGCUGGAUCGGAGGCACAGAAGGGCCAGCUGGUUGCAUGUUCUGAGACGAGCUGGAAUAUGUAAAGCAGCUGAUGCCCAUAUAGUGAUGCGCACAGCCUCUGGGCCUGGCAACUUCCUCCUGAGACAUUAGCAGCACCCUCUCCUUUCCUAGUGCUGGGCUGUCUGUCUCCCUCUGCCUGUGCCAAGCCCAUGUGCCCAGGUGUGUGUGCUGCAGAGAGAUGGGUGACGGGGCCUGUGAAUGACUUUGAAAUACCUGGGCGACAAGGUAGGGGAGAUGGUAUAUUUUAUUGGACCAACUUCUGUCGCUGAGAGGGACCAGCUUUCAAGCCAUGCAGAGCUGUGUGCAUGCUUGCAAUGUUAGUUGGCACAGCCUGUCCCAUUCCUAAAGAAAGUCUUCUGAAGCAUCUGCAGGGCUGAGGGGAGGCAGCUCAUCCACAAGAGGCAGGGAAAUUGCAGUGCUUCCUUCACUCUGGUGGCAGAAUUUGAACACAGGGCGUUUGGAAGCCACCUCCCAGCACAUCACUGACCUCUUCCCAAAAGGACUCAAGCCACCCGGCAAUGCAGCCUGGCUCAGAACUCUGAGAAACGGAUUUCACUGCAUAACCCAGACCUUCAGCAGGGCCUGCACCCUCCUGUUCUCUUCUUAGAUUUCUGGUCUCUCUCAUGCUUGGGAAGAACUGUGCCUGGGACACCUAGAGAUGGGGGACAGGGACUCCAGGAGCCCACUGCGUGCACACAGCAGGUGGCUUGGACAGUCCUUUUGAGGCUCUGCUUGCUUCCUUGGAGCACCUCUAGCACCUGUGAGCGUUUGAUUCUCAGUAUAGGUUGCUCAGGAUUAACUCCUGGGAUUCAGCUUCACAAGUUACCAGUGUACUGAGCUUUCUGAGACUGGCUAGAGCAGUGGGACACUUACGCCACCUGCAGACCAGUACGGUAGCCCGUCUCCUUAGCAGCGCAGAUCGACAGCUUGAUGUAACUAGACUUAAGGUGAGAGUUCACAGCACAAAGCUUUUGGAGGUGAACCUAAGAGCAUGCCGCCUUGAGCCUGGCCUUCACACACCACGAGCCUGUUCUGGGAAAGAAGCGAUCCUGGAGGGCACACUUCCUUUAAGUGAGGUAUGAAGCAAAGCUGAUUUGCCCAGAUUGUCCUGCCAGCACAGCAGCCUGCUGAAACCCUAGGGAGGAAAUGUUCUUCACAAGCCCCUCACAACCAGGUGGCCUAUGCUUGAUGCCUAGCAGCUCACUUCCAAACACUAUUUUAGUAACCAGCAAAGGCCAAUCAGUUGAAACGUGUUUGUUUAAACAACAAAUCACACCAGGUUAUAACAUACUUAGAAUAGUGUCUUAGCUGAUUGGGGUUUGUGAAGUGAAUAUAAGGUUAAUAUAAAGUGAGAGUUCCCGCACAGUACUGAUUUGGAUAGGUUUGUGUUCACCCAACAGACUGUUAUUUGGUCUGUGGACCAACUGGAAGAGUUGUCAUUCCAACGCAAGGCUGUUAAGCUCUUCAGUCUAUUUUAGCUGCUCUAAAAGACGAUAUUUUACCUCUAGUAUGGUUGAGGUUUGUCCCAUCAGUACAGCGAGUGCUGGAAAGCACAGAGUCUGCAUGGUGAAAAAUCUACUCCAGGGACAGCAGACUAGUUCUAAGCCUCAGUUCUUAGACAACCCAUAAAGAAAUACUCCUAAUGCCAUAGGGUGAUUAAGCUGUUACCAUGUUGGACUAUUUUCUUAUCUAAAUGUCUGUUUUUUUUGUUUAAUUUGCAGCUUCACCACAUUGGUGGCUGUAAAGCAUCUGGAAUAUUUUUUACAAGUUAGAGGCUAGGCAGUUUGGUCUCUUACCAAAAGCCCCAAGUCGACUUAAAUUAGAAUUCUGGACAAGGUCCUGCCUUCUCCCAGGAAAACAUGGCUUGCUAGGAACCAGGUUUACGAGGGUAAAUGUAGGGUCCAUCAGCAGGGGAAUAUUCACACCUGUUGUACUGGAAAGUGAGAUUAGUGUCAGGAUAUCACAUAAAAUGGGAGAGUCCCCCUCCCCAUAUUAUUCCUUCGUUCUGCAAACUACCUAAUAAGCUGCUAUGGAAAUUCUGUUGUGCCCUGGCUGGUUUCAAGGGGUUAGAUAUCCCUGAGGAUUUCAGGGAAGAACUUGUAGACUUAAGCACUUUCUCUGCUUUUUUUAUUUUGCUCUGACACUUAAGGUUGAGUGGUUGCUAUUUUAAGCUCUGGUGGUGGCCACUGAUUGUCAGUACUGCUCGUGAUCUGUACAAAACUUGCUGUCAGUGGGGUGAACUCUUCCCAAAUCGCCUGUCACUAGCAAAGCUCUGGUUGAGGUAGCAACUGAAAUGUCAAGAAUAGACGCCAAAUCGAAUUGCACAUGGUGGUUUGGUUUAACAGGAGGUUUGCACUCAUUUCGAUUGGAUUUGGAUUUCUCUGGGAGGUGGAGGAGUGCUUAGUACUGCCUUGUCAUGACCACCCACUGCAAGCUGAGCUGGCACCCCUUGUGCGCGGAGUAUGGUCUGCCUUCCCCUUUGCAUCAGACACGGUAUAGUUCAUGUGCAGAAAGGCUCAUGCUGCCAGCCUGAAACUGUCUCCCAACAGAUGCAGGUUCCUUCCCAGGCUUCACUGUGUUAGGAAUGACAUUCUGUCCUGUGUAAGCAAUCACGUUUGAGCCUUUUGCCACAAAGCCUGAAUUCGAUCCUGACUUGCUUCACCAGUGAAGCCCCUGAGAUCUCAGCCUAGUUCCCAGAGAACCUGUGUCCAAACCUGACCCAUCUUCUCAUUCGUGUGAGCAUCAGUGUCCACUGAAUGGAGGCUCAGGUCUGUUGCGGAUCAGAUUUUCCCCUAAGUACUUGCCAGUUUGCACUCUGCCUAGGUCUCCUCAGGGCUGUCUUUCAUUCAUGCCAAAUAUCUGUCCUGUUACAGAAUGCUGCAUGCCCUUUUGGAACGCUGCGAGCCAUCACUUACUCUGGAAGCUCAGGUCCUCUUAGCUUUUAAGGUUUUUAAUGUUUUAACUUAGUAUUAAAAGCCUGUUCUGCAGACUGAAUUUCUGAUGCUGAAGCCCCCACUGUGUCCCAGCUCCUCCCCAGAAGUGUUGAGGUACCAGAUUUAUCUGCAGUACAUGCACUAUGUGCCUCACCUGGCCUCGUUUGUUUCUGGUGGCAGCAGGCUCCCCUUUUCCCAGAGCCUGUGUAGAGAUAUGGGGAAAUGUUCAGACUCCUGGGAGCUUGCCCUGUCUUUUCCCUGUAAGUAGGGAAAAGGGCCCCAGAAUGUCUGCAAGAGACUCUGCUCCUGCCCCCUCCCACAUCUAUGCAAACCUCUGGAUUUUUGAGUGAGGUGGUAUGUUGGAAAGCUAGGAAAUGCCCCAUGUGGUGCUCCAGCUCCGCAGCUGGAGAGCUGUUAGAGCAUUCCAUGUGGAAGAUACACCACUGAGAGGCAUCCCACAUUAUCCUUGGAAACCAGAGAGGAGAGUAUUUAAGCUGAGCUUGUCUUUUCUAUCCGGAAUAAGAGCAGACAAAUGUCUUAAAUAUGGCCCUAUCAGCCUGGAUGACCAUAUGGUGGUGCAGAAUUAAACUAGUGAAUGGUGUUUACAAAACCUUAUACAAGCUGUGUAGAUUUUAAAAGCUAUUGGUCCCCUCUAGUCAGUCAAUUUCUUCUACCAACUCCUCUUCAAACAGCACUUGUGGGAUCAACUCUCAGAGUUAAUACACUGCAAAAUCUUUGGAGAUUCUUGUGCUUUUUCCAAUACAACAUUUCUGUGCUUGUGGCUAGUUCCCACAACUGAAAGCAGACAUGGCAUGCGGGGCUUAAUUUGUAAUGAAAGAGGUGCCAGAUUUCAAGCAAUUUUUGCACUUUCUUAACUGACAUGCCAAGCCCAAAGGUGCCAGGUGGCUCAGCCCUGGCAGAAAUUAUGCACUGCUUGCGUGUAGAAACCAGGCUAUACUUUUCUUUAAAAGGAGGCCAGUAGCCUCUUCGCAUUAGAUAUUAAGCAAUAAAGAAAAUGGAUGGGAAACCAGUAAAAGCAAAUGUUCAAGUCUUUGGCUGUGGAUCCCACUCCUGGUGUGCACGUGCUUUGUGGGAUCCACAUGGACAGAGCAUCUUGAAGCACCACGGUUGCUGUAAGGCUAAGUAACUGUUCUCUACAGCCAGUCCACCUCUGCCUUUUGCCUUUAUGCUGCCAGGAUUUUGCUACAUGGGUUAAUUCUGUUUCUGUUGCUGAUCUUACAGCAUCCUGGCCUGCAACACAGUACAUCAAAACAUUGAUUGCACUUUCAUGUUCUAGAAUUUGGGGGAACUACAGGGCUGGUUCUGCCCGGUUUUAAAAAUAAUUUGCAGUGACAUCUCUUCUCUGCCGAAUAAAAUUAAAAAAAUAAAAUCCCAUCGGCACAUCAAUGUUUGUGGUGCUCCAUUUUCCUUUUAGCAUAUCUGCCUGUCUGGGAUCAGCCAGUGUAGGGGAUCUCACUACAGUGUAUCAGUGUUAAGUUUACAAUUUGGGUAAAUAGAGCAUUACAAGCCCCAGGUCCUAAAGACAAGAACCCUGUAGGUAGAACUGCCCCAGGUCACCUGAAUAAUAAAUUGCACCGAACCACUACAAGUAAACUGUUUUUUAACCUGUGCAAACUCUGUGCUGUUUGAUAUGAUAUAAUCAAGGCACAGACUUUAACACUCCCAUGAAAAAACUAAAGUAACAUGCAAUCAAUUCUAUUUUUGUAUUCUUUGUAGUUAACUGUUCAUACAAUUCUUCCUUUUUUGAUGUUUUUAAUCUCAAGCUUUUGGAACUUCCAGGUUACCAAAUCCAAAUAACCCAAGUGGUGAGAAAAGCAGGGGAGUUUGUGUGUUUUACAAUCACAUUAAAGCUUUAUGUGUACUCUAUAAAUAUAGAUGCAUAGACAACCUAUUGUCCCUUGAGUUGCAUGUUAACUGUAUAGUAUUGUACAUUACAAAUGAAAAUGUAACCUAAGGGCAAGUGUAACCUUUAUACUGUAAAUAACAAUAAAGGCUUUUAUGCUUUUAGAUUUUUA
This is a messenger RNA of Gopherus flavomarginatus (Mexican gopher tortoise), 7403 nucleotides long. It is a transcript of the gene SNTB2, whose product is annotated as syntrophin beta 2. The transcript is spliced from 7 exons. The record is from RefSeq and is a predicted model, not a curated record. Gene Ontology annotation, cellular component: intracellular anatomical structure; synapse; dystrophin-associated glycoprotein complex. NCBI's taxonomy places the organism in Eukaryota, Metazoa, Chordata, Testudines, Testudinidae. The coding region runs from base 1 to 1512 and encodes 503 amino acids. Gene Ontology annotation, molecular function: protein binding; structural molecule activity.